AAAAAAUCAUCAUCAUCAUCAUCAUCAUCAUCAUCAUCGGUCAUUUUUUUGAUUCCAGAAAAUAUUCUAUUCACACCAGAAAUAAACGACAUGCAUGAGAAAAAAAAUGAAAUGUUCUCCACUGACCGUUAAUAAUUAUAUAUAUUGAAAAUCAAAAUAUCAUGACCAACUCGUUUUAAUUUCGUGCGGCAAAAUUUUUUCGCAUCAACACCACCGCCACCACCACCACCAUCAUCAUCGUCAUAUAAAAUUGUUUUUGACAAAAUCAUCAUUUCAAAUGAAAAUUAUCCGUUUACUUUUUGACUAUAUUACUCGGUAUCAAAUAUUCUUGAUGAUGGUUGUCGGUUACCACGCCCAGCAAUUGAAAUACUAUUUUCUAUCGAUCGAUCACAACAAACGGGUCAACAACAACAACAACAAAAACGGGAAAUGAAAAGUAAUAACCGAUCAAGACAUUUUAUCGAUGAUUUCAUCAGCUUGAAUCCUUGCUUUGGUUCCAAAUUCUGGUUCCAUAUACACAUUAAUAUAGGAAAUUUAUUUAUUUUCAAUUGAAAAAUUUCCAUCUGGCCUAGUAGACUGUGUACUUAGUGGGUUGUUUUUACACACUCAUGUACACGACUUUGAUAAUAAUAGAAUUUAUUAAUUGGCUUCCACCCAAUCAUCAUCAUCAAUAUUAAUAGUAGUCGUUAAUGGUUUUUUCACUCUCUCUUCAUUGUUUUACAUAACGUCAGUGUAUGAAAAUGUAUCAUCAUGUGAUUGAUUUGAUAUGUAAAUAUAUCCGAUCGUGCCCUGUGAUUGUGAUUCCUCUGAAAAUCUGGAAUAAAAUUCUGUUUUUUAAACAAACAAACAGAAAUAAAAGUUUGAUGUUGGGUCCGCAUUCGAUUUUUUGCCCGUUUUCAAAAACCAAAUGAAUUUUUUUGAUAUAACCAGAAAAUGUCAUAUCGAUUAUCAUUAUCAAAACCAUCGAAUAGAUGGCCAUCAUCGUUGACAUCGUCAUCAUUGACAUCUUCGACGUCAACAGUGGCGAUAAAUUCAUUUCUAAUAAACAUAAUAUCAACAAUAGCUAUGGCUAUAGUAACAGCUGCCAUUAUUGUUUCGGCAACAUCUAGAUCAUUACCAUCAUCAUCAUUAUCAAUGACAUCAGAAACAUCUGUUAUGGAUGUUGACAAUUCCAACAACAACAACAACAACAACAACAAUGAUUCUACAUCAUCAUCAAUAUUAAUGAUGGCCUUGAUGAAUGGUUUUGAUGAUCAUAAUGAUGACGACGAUGAUAAUGGUUGGCCACCAUCAUCAACAGAAUUGACAUCCAUCCAUCAUUUACAACCAUAUCUUUCUCGUUUAUCAUCAUCAUCAUCAUCAUCAGUGCAUUAUGGAUCCCUGUUGGCGCAAACAACAGAUCAACAACCACGAAAACAACAACAACAACAUCACCCGAUCAUAUCUCAACAUUAUCAUCCAUUACAACAACAACAGAAACAACAGGGCCCACCUUCGCAACUACAACCACAACCACAACCACCACCACCACCACAAUAUUCACAAUACCCUUUUUCUUAUAAUCCGAACCAGAUAAUGUGGCCUCCUGAAGAUAAUUGGAAUUCAUGGAAUCGUGUGUUCAAAUUAAUAUUAUUAUCAUUUGUAUCUACCAUUGGUUCAAUGGGUGCAAUAUUUAUUGUAUCCGCUAUAACGGUUAUUGAUACAUUUCAAGUACGUGGAAAUUGUUUUCUAGUAUCAUUGGCAUUUGGUCAUCUAUUGGUCACCAUAUUGAUAUUACCAGCAUCAGCAAUAGCCAUUAUGGCCGAUAUAACCGAAGAUCAGACCAUAUGUCAUUUUCAAUGGCUCAUUACAUUGGCCUGUUUUAUUGUGUCCAUAUUAUCAUUUUUAUUCAUGUCGAUUGAUAAUUAUUUUGGAAUGAAAUCAUUGAUUACAUAUCAACUUUGUUGUACAAAAUGUCGUAUUUGUUUUCUGGUCAUUUUAAUCUGGCUAGCCGCUUUUAUCAUACCCUUUUUACAGCAUUCAAAUCAUUUUGGUCCAGAAUUUUGUAAAGAUAAACGCCAUUGGAAAAUAAUGACCGAUUAUCAUCCAUAUGUAUUGGGUUUUUUAAUCAUCUGUACAAUAAUUACAUUGGCCUAUUUUACAUAUUCAUUAUUUAUGUAUAAAAAUUAUAAAAUUCAAUUAGAAUCAACACCUGAAGCGGCAAAUUUUAUUCUCACUGAUGGUUGUCUAUUACAAUCAAAUGUGAUUGUUUAUGUUUGUUCAUUGGCAAUGUGGCUACCAUUGAUUGUUACAAUGGUCGUGGAUUCAAUAAAUCCAGUGCCACAAGAUUAUUUGGACACCGUAUGGUAUAUAGCCAUAUCGAAUUCAUGUUCAUUUUCCUAUAUGUAUGCGGCAACAAAUCGUGAUUUUCGUGAUGCAUUCAAUAAAUUAUUCUAUUAUUGUUGCUGUAAAUCACAUGUAACAUUUUCAAGAAAAGGUGCUACAAUUCGUCGUACCGUAGCUAAUGAAUCGAUGGGUUUACGUGUUCACAUUAUACCUGGUUUAAAUAUUUAUGCUCAACGUAAAGAAACAAUGAGCAGUGGUGGUGGCGGCGGCGGCGGCGGUUUCGGCAGUAAUACAACAGCAUCAACAUCAUAUCGUUCCGGCGGUGGAGGUGGUUAUGGAUCAUCAUCAUUUGGUGGUGGUGGUGGUGGUUUUUUCGGUAGCCAUCAUGGUGGUGGUGGUGGUGGUUCACAUUCAGCCGGACAUUAUUCCGGUUAUUAUCGUUCACAUAAAUCAUGCGAGCUUUAAAAACAACACACUACAAACAAA
Molecule: messenger RNA, 2811 nt
Organism: Dermatophagoides farinae (American house dust mite)
Lineage: Eukaryota; Metazoa; Arthropoda; Arachnida; Sarcoptiformes; Pyroglyphidae
Biological process (GO): adenylate cyclase-activating G protein-coupled receptor signaling pathway; G protein-coupled adenosine receptor signaling pathway
Cellular component (GO): plasma membrane
Molecular function (GO): G protein-coupled receptor activity
Source: RefSeq, a predicted model, not a curated record